AUGGGGUUCAACCUAUUUGAGCGCCAAUUUCUUGGCCUUCACGGUCUAUUACCACCGGCGUUUAUGACAAUAGAACAGCAAGAAUAUCGCGUUUUGUCAAGACUACGUCAACAACCUAAUGAUCUUGCCAAGUAUAUCCAGCUGGCCAACCUUCAAGACAUCAAUGAAAAACUGUUCUAUCGUGUGAUCUGCAGCAAUGUCAAGGAAUGCAUGCGUCUUGUGUACACCCCCACUGUUGGACUCGCAUGCCAGAAAUACGGCUUCAUUAUCAACAAUGCAAAAGGCCUGUACAUAACCAUAAAUGAUAACAGUGUCAGCAAAAUCUACCAAAUUCUAUCGAAUUGGCCACAAAAAGACAUAAAGGUGCUUUAA
Strongylus vulgaris is the source of this 372-nucleotide messenger RNA. The record is from the annotation of a GenBank genome assembly. Lineage: Eukaryota; Metazoa; Nematoda; Chromadorea; Rhabditida; Strongylidae.